Molecule: messenger RNA, 2020 nt
Organism: Chilo suppressalis (striped riceborer)
Lineage: Eukaryota; Metazoa; Arthropoda; Insecta; Lepidoptera; Crambidae
Source: the annotation of a GenBank genome assembly
GUGAACUCACAAGUUACCUAUUAAACAUGUUGAGAACUUCCCUUUAACAAAAUUUACAUUGUCAUCGUAUUCUACAGAAUAUCAAUUGCCGACAUUUGACUCGCAGCCGUCGGAUUUAAGUGACGUUGGUUGAUUACUAAUUAAAAUAACAGAAUCAAUAGUUCAAUCCACCAUUGCGAUUACGGAUGCAAACGGCGUGGAGUCCGGCCAUUUUUGAACGAUUCGAAUUCAAAUAAAGAACGCUUUAGCACGUUCGGUGUCACAGUUUUGGAACUAUAUUUUUUUAUUGUGUGUUGUGUUUUGUUUUUAUUUUGAAAGAGCAAGGAGAUUUAGUAUAUCGCAAUGGGAUUUCUCGAAGACAGAGAUUUGAACGAUGUUCCCGACAUACGGGAAUAUUACAAAGGGAAGACGAUUUUCAUCACAGGAGGAUCUGGGUUUUUGGGAAAAGCUUUGAUAGAAAAGCUUCUGUACUCGUGUUCUGAUUUGGACCGGAUUUACCUCUUGAUGAGAUCAAAGAAGGGUGUCAAAGCAGAUGAUAGACUGGCGCAGAUUUACAACGCCAUGGCGUUUGACAGACUGCGAAACGAGAAACCAGACAUUUUCCUAUCCAAAGUGUUCAUCGUGGCAGGAGAUGUGAUGGAGCCUGGAUUGGGUUUGUCAGAGGAAGACAGAACACUCUUGGUGAACAGGGUGCAUAUCAUAUUCCACGUGGCAGCCAGUGUGAGAUUCGACGAUCCCCUACCAUAUGCUACUAAGCUGAAUUUGGGAGGCACUAAGGAGAUUGUCGAUUUCGCCAAGGAUGUUCGCAACUUGUCUUCUCUGGUGCACGUAUCGACUUCGUAUUCGAAUACCAACCGCGAAGUGAUAGAGGAGGUGAUGUACCCCCCUCAUGCCGACUGGAGGGAUACCAUGCAGGUCUGCGAGUCCAUAGACGAGCAUUCAUUACGGGUGCUGACACCUAAAUAUCUCGGCGAGAUACCGAAUACGUACACAUUCACCAAACAACUGGCUGAGCAUGUAGUGUACGAGAACAAGGGUCUGCUUCCUGCCGUGAUCAUUAGACCAUCCAUUGUGAUAUCCAGUGUCGAAGAGCCAUUCCCUGGGUGGAUAGAAAAUUUCAACGGCCCAGUCGGUUUACUAGUCGCUUGUGGAAAGGGCAUAAUGCGGAGUUUGUACACUGAUCCAAAUCUGAUAGCCGACUAUAUACCGGUGGAUGUUUCCAUAAAGGGUAUUAUAGCAGCAGCGUGGUUAAGAGGCACCAAGAAAUUGGAACCAACGGAUGACAUUCCGAUUUACAACUGUUGUGCCGGCAACCUCAACAACAUCACUAUGUUUGAGUUGGUUGAUAUUGGUAAACAGCUGGCCGCAACCGUACCUCUUAACGACAUGAUUUGGAACGUCGGUGGAUCCAUCACUACAAGCAAGACUUUACAUUAUAUCAAGGUUCUAUUACUUCAUUGUCUGCCAGCUAUUUUCAUUGAUACAUUGUUGUUCAUACUCGGUAAAAAACCAAUGUUGUUUAAAAUCCAAAGACGCAUUUACAUAGCGAAUCUAGCCCUCCACUACUACAUCACCAAGCAAUGGACUUUCGACAACAAGAACUUCAUCCUGCUCCGAUCGCGUAUAAAGGAGCAGGACAUGAAGGAAUUCUAUUACGAAAUUGAAAAAGUAGACAAGUAUGAAUACUUUCGGAAAUGUUGCAUCGGUGGCAGAAAAUAUCUACUGAAUGAGAAAGAUGAAGAUUUGCCAAAAGCCAAAGCACAUUACGCCAGAAUGGUGAUACUGGACAAGGCAGUGCAAAUAUUAUUUUACGGUUACUUGGUCUGGUGUAUCAUAAAAACGGAAUAUAUCAUGAACGGUUUGAAAUUCUUGUACGACGUAUUUCUUAUUUGAUUCUUUCUCCAUAUCAAUGUUCAAUUUAUGUUCCUUUUUAUUUAUUUAUUUUAUUGAAAUAAAUGUGUACUAGAGAUGUGUUAAUAAAAUGUUACGUUGCAAUAAAAUGAAAUUAAUUACAUCAAAG